CGGCCUCUGGUUCAUUCUCUCUUCGUCUCCAUCCAGAGCAGGAAAACACCUCCACCAUGUCCAACCUGUCCAACCGUCUGUCCGGAUCCCGAUACUCCAUGAGGACUGGCAGCGUGUAUGCCGGCGCCGGGGGGUCCGGAGUCCGCAUCUCCAACUCCAGCGUUCCCAGGAGCUACUCCUCUCCCGUUAGUGCCGGCUUCGGCUCUAGUGGCUUCGAACUGUCCGACGCCAUCGAUAUCUCUGACAACAAGAAGAUGGCCAUGCAGAACCUGAACGACCGCCUGGCCUCCUACCUGGAGAAGGUGCGCAAGCUGGAGGCGGCCAAUGCCGAGCUGGAGCUGAAGAUCAGGGAGUUCCUGGAGAAGAAGACCACACCACGGGGGAACGAUUACUCCUCCUACUACGCCACCAUCAACGCUCUGCAGGAACAGAUCCAGGACGCCACCCGCACUAACGGAUCCCUGUACCUGUCGAUCGAUAACGCCAAGCUGGCUGCUGAUGACUUCAGAGUCAAGUAUGAGAACGAGCUGGCCAUGCGUCAGAACGUGGAGGCCGACAUCGCCGGGCUGAAGAAGGUCCUCGACGAGCUGACGCUGACGAGAUCCGACCUGGAGAUGCAGAUCGAGGGCCUGAAGGAGGAGCUGAUCUUCCUCAAGAAGAACCACGAGGAGGAACUGCUCGCUCUGCGCUCCCAGAUGAGCGGUCAGGUGAACGUGGAGGUGGACGCCGCGCCUCAGCAGGACCUGUCUGCGGUGAUGGCCCAAAUCAGAGACCACUACGAGAACGUUGCUGCCAAGAACCGCAGAGAGCUGGAGACCUGGUUCCAGGCAAAGUCUGAGGAGCUCAAUAAGACGGUGGCUGAGAGCACGGAGGGUCUUCAGUCAUCUCGCUUUGAGAUCACGGAGCUCAAACGCACGCUGCAAGGUCUGGAGAUCGAGCUCCAGUCACAGAUCAGCAUGAAAAAGUCCCUGGAUGGAACUCUGGCCGAGACCCAGAACAGGUACGCCCAAAUGCUGGCGGGUUACCAGGCGCAGGUGAUGUCUCUUGAAGACCAACUCAUACAGCUGAGGGCCGACCUGGAGCGUCAGAAACAAGAGUACCAGAUGCUGCUGGACAUCAAAACCAGGCUGGAGAUGGAGAUCAGCGAGUACAGGAGGCUGCUGGACGGAGAAACGGAGAGUUUGCCCUCCUCCAAAAGCACCACCACCCGUAAAGUGGUGAUCGUCACCAAAGAGUUCACUGAGGAUGGAGAGGUGAACACUGAAACUAAGGAAAUACAGCAGGACGACAAACAUUAGCCAAAAUCUUCCUGAACGUUCUCAGAAAUAAAAGUCUUCCGAUGAACUGA
Molecule: messenger RNA, 1348 nt
Organism: Archocentrus centrarchus (flier cichlid)
Lineage: Eukaryota; Metazoa; Chordata; Actinopteri; Cichliformes; Cichlidae
Product: keratin, type I cytoskeletal 13-like
Exons: 7
Coding region: 57-1298 (413 amino acids)
Cellular component (GO): cytoskeleton
Molecular function (GO): structural molecule activity
Source: RefSeq, a predicted model, not a curated record